Messenger RNA from Triticum aestivum (bread wheat), 1911 nucleotides. RefSeq lists its product as uncharacterized. Lineage: Eukaryota; Viridiplantae; Streptophyta; Magnoliopsida; Poales; Poaceae. The transcript is spliced from 5 exons. The record is from RefSeq and is a predicted model, not a curated record. The coding region runs from base 454 to 1911 and encodes 485 amino acids. Gene Ontology annotation, molecular function: ATP-dependent protein folding chaperone; ATP binding.
ACGCCCGGUAAAAACCUAAAUUCCACUCCCUCCCUCCUCCUUUUCCUCCUCUCUCUCUCCCUUGCUGCGCCGCCGCCACCUCUCCUCCUUUUCCUCCCCUCUCUCCCUUGCUGCGCCGCUGGCUCUCCUCCUCUCUCUCCCUUGCUGCGCCGCUGGCUCUCCUCCUCUCUCUCCCGUGCCGCCCCACUCCUCCUUCUCCCCAUGCUAGCCCCUCCACCUGCCAUCUGCAGCGCCAUAGGCGGUCAGAUCGUUGGGGUGAGCAGGCGGCCAUCUCUGGUGUGUCCUAUGGAGGAGCGGAGGUGGGUGAGGAUGAUGGUGAUGGCGACCAGAGGCCCAUGGCAGUGGGAUGGAGGAAAGAUGCAGAAGGCCGGCAAUAGGCGAGCCAUGAGCCAAGGGACGGCGUUCCUUCUCUGCUGAGGAUUUGGGGAUUGCUCAGGUUUGGAGCAGCAAACCAUGAAGAUAUGGGGUUGCACGGGAAGCCACCAUGAUUCGCAGUUUGAAUUGUCCCUGCAGCGGAUUGGGGUGGAUAUGCUCGGCACCGGCGCACCACCCAGCAUCCGUAGGCAACAAAAGGAUGAUGGGGAGACCAAGCGAAGUAUUCAUGAUGCUCUGUGUGUUGCAAGGAAUCUGAUCAUCAACAACUCAAUUGUGUAUGGUGGUGGCUCAGCAGAAAUAUCUUGCUCAAUUGUUGUUGAAGCUGCAGCGGAUCGGCAUCCUGAAGUUGAGCAGCUUUACCUGAAAACAGUGGUGGCGCUGGUCGGUCGUCGCCUCUCCACCGGCUAUUGUUUGGCGGCGUCAAGCAGAACGCCGAGGAUGCGCCGCUCUGUCUCAGGGCUCAACGCCCACUUGGACGCAGAGGUUGGCAGGUUCUCGCUCUUCACCGGGGCUCCGACGGUCGUGCUUGGUGUGGCAGCGCUGGACAGCGGCAAGAAGGAAGAGCAUGCGCGGCCCGCGAUGCCAGGCCCCUGGCCCUCCUCCCUCAAGCUCAAGGCGGCGAUGAGAUGGUUGGAAUGGUGCUGCUGCUCCGUAGGUACUAGGAAUCAGGUUUUAUGCUCGGUGGGGAUGUUGUUUGUCUACUUUUAUCUUAUGCAAAAUAAGACGUCGCCACGGUUCGCCAAGAUCGAUUUCGCCACUUAUGACGGCACAGAGGACCCGCUUAAGUGGCUCAACCAGUGUGAGCAGUUUUUCCGUGGCCAGCGCACGCUCGCGUCGGAGCGCACUUGGCUGGCAUCCUACCACCUGGCAUCCUACCACCUCCGCGGUGCAGCCCAGACCUGGUACUACGCCCUCGAGCAGGACGAGGGCAGCAUGCCUCCUUGGGAGCGCUUCCGCGAGCUCUGCCUCCUUUGCUUUGGGCCUCCGGUUCGCGGGAGCCGCCUGGCAGAGCUCGGCCGCCUUCCCUUCACCUCCACGGUGCAGGAUUACGCCGACCAUUUCCAGGCCCUGGCAUGCCAUGCGUCGGGUGUGACGGCGCAGCAGCGGGUCGACCUCUUUGUCGGUGGACUUCCGGAUCACAUCCGCGUGGACGUGGAGCUUCGGGGACCCCAGGAUCUCCAGUCGGCCAUGUACUGCGCCCGCGCGUUCGAGCGCCGCGCGGUGGCCAUCCAGCAGGAAUCACCGUCCCGGACCGCUGGGUCGCUUCCCGGGCCGGAUUCCGUGCAAGGUCGGCCUACGCAGGCUUCUGCGGCACCCCUCGCCGCGACCGCGGCGCGCCCGUUCCGCCGGCUCACCUCAGCUGAGCUACUCGAGCGUCGCCGCCAAGGGUUGUGCUUCAACUGCGACGAGCCCUACACGCCCGGCCAUGCCUGCCCUCGACUCUUCUACCUGGAGGUUGCAGACUACAUUCCGGAGGACACCGUCGCCGCCGACCUGGCCGCCCCAGCUGUCGAGAAGGUGUUUGACGCUGGUUGA